GGAAUGGACACAACGUGAGGCGCAGUGAAAGAACAGAACCCUCUCUCAGAAGAAAUCGUGGCAUCCUUGGGGAAGAAGAGAAGGUCCCCCGCCCCACCACGGCUGCUGACGGUGGUUGUUCUGCCAUGAAGAUCAGUGUGACUACUGAAGAACCCAGGCCAGGUGACUGCUGCCUCCCCCACCCCCCUACCAUGCACCGUCACAUCCAGGUGUUCAUCAGCAUUGUCAUCUUCGUCAUUACGUGGGUCUUCAUCCAGCUGGCAGAAGUGGACCAUUCCCUGUUUGGUUUUGGUAGCAGGGAUGACCACAGUAGCAUCUGGACCUACACCAAGUACAAGCAGUGGGCAGAUGGCCAGAAACACUUCCCCCGACCACACCUCACACAGGAGGACAGGGACUACCUGGAGACUAACAGAAAAGAGGGGAAGAAUUUCGACACGGCACAGGAGUGGGAACCCAUCGACCCCGAGGAUGUGUCCAAUCCGAACAGAACGUCGACGGCGCAGUCUGUUGUCACGGAAACGUGGCUGGCAGAGACCGUGGAGGACGCAUCCUCCAAACCCGUCCACUUACUCCACGUCACCAGCGGCGAGCAGACCAAGUUCCAAGUCAUCAAGGAAAAAUCCUCUUACGUUAUGGGUGAAAUCUUACAGGUUGCAAUACAGGCCAGAGACUACAGGGGGCGCCCCAAGCCAUAUGGAGGAGACUCCUUCAGGACCAAGGUUCACACCCCUGAGAAAAAAUCCAGCACCAGUGGGAGGGUGCAGGAUCAUGGGAAUGGCAGCUAUACUGUGGAAUUUCCACUAUGGUGGAGUGGGAAGGUGCAGAUUUCCAUAAUUCUAGAACAUUCAAGUGAAGCCAUAGCCGUCCUUCGCAGAAUACGGGAGGUGCCCGUGAAGAGAAUAUUCUAUGCGCAGUUUGAAGACUAUGAGUACGGAAUGCAGGAGGAUUCCGAGUGCUUUUCACAUCCCUACCCGGCAAAUGUGGAGAAGGACUCGUGGUGCAAUUUCUCAGACGACUACUCUGGUGUGACAUGGUGGUGUAGGAAGCCUGCGUCCCUGCCUUGUGACACCUUCGUGUUCUUUGGCUGUGACAACACCAAAACCAACUCUCUCGUAGAGAGUCUGCUGGCACCAGAGGAGUAUGAGCUCUUCUUCUGGCCAAAUUACAACUUUGCACUGGAGGGCUCAACAACCUACAUCAAUGUUGCAAAGAACUAUGGGUCACAUCCAAGACAAAAACUUCUCCCUCAACUACCUCCCUGUGGUGGAACCUUGUCCCAUGCAGCGCCCUCUCCCAUCUCUCAGGGGUACUACAUGCAUGAUGUGUGGUACUCCAGCGAGUGUCGUGCCAAGCCCAAUGUCUAUCUCUCUAACUUCACAAGAUGUCUGGCCAACAAAAUGCUGUACAUGUAUGGAGAUUCUACCUCGAGACAGUAUUUUACCACCCUCAAAAGUAUAUUUGGCAGUAACAUGUAUGAACAGUUCAGCUCUGCAGACGAGAGGCUUGGUCCACGCAUGGCUGUGGACAAGUCCCACAACUUCCACAUGUACUGGAGGUUCCACAGUUUCCCCAUACAUGGGUCUCACGGAGUCCUUGUGAGGGAUGUGAAGAGUAUAGUCAGGAGUCUGGAUGACCUGAAGUGUGGGCCUGGGUGUGUCGUCCUCAUCAGUGCUGUCUCACAUUUCACUCAGGAAACAAUAGAAACGUACAUCACCAGAUUAAAAGCGAUACGAGCGGCCAUCAGGCGGCUACACGAGAGACAUCCGGGCUCAAAAGUCAUCCUAAAGAGCGUGAACACGCGGGAACACAAGAACCUGUCCAUGCUGUUACAGACCAGCAACUGGUUCGCACACGAGCUGAACAACAUCCUGAGGGAAGUCUUCAGUGGAGAGGAGGUAACGUACCUGGAUGUGUGGGACAUGACAGCUUGCCAUUAUUCCACUGACAACAUCCACCCCACAUUUAAUGUAGUUGUUAAUGAACUGUCCCUACUAUUAUCACAUAUAUGUCCACUAUAGCAGUUAGGGUGUAUAGAUAGAAAGGCCACUGAUAGCUGUGUCAUAGUCUAUUGUAAGUCUUUGUGAUGUUGUUGUAUAGGAAUUUAGGGCUGUUCCAUGACACAAGUGGGGGACAGGACACUUUGAUGAUUCUAGUAUCCCCUGACUCAUAUAUGUUUUGAUAGUUUUUUUUUCUUAAAUAUUAAAUAGUUAGAAGUCCUACACCCAUUUUAAUUGUUCUUGCCCUAUGUUUUUUAUGUGGAAUAUCCCCAAGGUUUUAGAUAUGAGAACAAUGUAUAUACAUGUAUUUGAUGCCAGCUUAAAAGGGUAUUAUUAUUGUAACGUUGGAAAUCAUGGAUCUAGUAACAAAUGUAUCUCUAAGUGAUAUUCUGCAGUGCAAUUUGUG
Messenger RNA from Branchiostoma belcheri (Belcher's lancelet), 2406 nucleotides. Its product is annotated as NXPE family member 3-like. NCBI's taxonomy places the organism in Eukaryota, Metazoa, Chordata, Leptocardii, Amphioxiformes, Branchiostomatidae. Bases 126 to 2021 code for a protein of 631 amino acids. The record is from RefSeq and is a predicted model, not a curated record. The transcript is spliced from 15 exons.